UGAUAUCUAAAAAUUAUAAGUAAAGAGAUAAAAGCAGAUUUGAAGGUUAAAAAGUGUAAAUUUUUCUCUAAUUUUAAGAUAGGAAUGAACUUUUGGUUUCUGAAAAUAUUUGACAUUUACUGGUGAAGAUUUAAAACUUGAAAGAAAAAUGAAUUUAGCUGAUGGGGCAGGAUUUGCGUCACGUUAUGAAGUUAUAUUAAUCGUCGCGAGGGUCUCCAUCGUUGCGGCAAUUGGAUUUUUUAGCAUGCGAUGGAUUAUGAAUCAAUUGGAUCCCACUACACAAGCUAAAAAACAGGCUAAAAAGAAGGCACAAGAUCAACUUCGUCGACUUGCGGAGUCGGAUAAUGUUCUCACUGUUGACAGUGAGCAUUUAACUGAUUAUGAAAUGAUGAUCGCCAGUCAUUUAGUUGAUCCACAUGAUAUUAAAGUAUCCUGGCAGAGUAUAGCGGGACUUGAAAAUGUUAUUCAAGAAUUUAAAGAAACUGUGAUAUUACCAAUCCAAAGAAAAGAACUUUUCGAAGAUUCACAAUUAACACAAGCACCAAAGGGAGUAUUAUUACAUGGACCACCAGGUUGUGGAAAAACUAUGAUAGCAAAAGCAACAGCUCGUGAAGCAAAGACACGUUUUAUAAAUUUGGAUGUCAGCAUUCUCACUGAUAAAUGGUACGGCGAAAGUCAAAAAUUAACGUCUGCUGUAUUCUCACUUGCUGUGAAAAUUCAACCCUGUAUUAUUUUUAUCGAUGAAAUAGAUUCAUUUCUUCGUGCACGUAAUUCUCAAGAUCAUGAGGCUACUGCAAUGAUGAAAGCGCAAUUUAUGUCAUUAUGGGAUGGUUUAAUUACCGAUCCUUCUUGCACAAUUAUUAUAAUGGGUGCAACAAAUAGGCCUCAAGAUUUAGAUAGAGCUAUUUUAAGACGUAUGCCUGCUACUUUCCAUAUUGGAUUACCAGACGAGCAGCAACGUAAAAAAAUAUUACACUUAAUUUUAGAUAACGAACCGAUAGCAGAGGAUUUGGAUAUUUUAAAAUUAGCGAAAUCAACGGAUGGUUUCUCGGGAUCAGAUUUGCAGGAACUUUGCAGAAAUGCGUCAGUUUAUCGUGUACGAGACUAUCUCAGAAAUCACACCACAGAUUUGAAUACUACGCAAGGUACAAAUACGGAUGACGAAGAAUAUCACGAUGCAGUGCGUCCUAUAACAAUGGAUGAUCUUUUGACAUCAUUAAAGAAAAUGAAAACAUCGAAAAUUCAUACAAGUGGUCUACCAAUGACUAAAUUAGAUUUAGACUAAUGAAUCGGUAGUUAAAUUAUUUAUAUAGUCUAUAAUGCAUUUUUCUACGAGAGAAAAUAAUGAAUCUUUAAUUAAUUCAAAAAGAAUUUUUAUUUUUUUGUUUCGAUUUUUUUUUGAGAAUGAAAAUGUAUUGUAUUUUUUGAAAAUUGAGAGAAUGUUUAUUAAAAAAUCAGUUUAAAAUCAAAAAUCAAAGUACUUAAAAAAAUUUGAUGGGAAAAAAUCAAUGAAAGCGAGAAAAGUAUAAGUAUUUUCCAGAAAAAAAUUAGAGGGGCAAGCAAAAGAAAAAAAGUACAAAGCAAAUUUAAUUUCUCAAAUUAUAUACAAAUUGAAAAUAUUCGCUUUAUUAGAAGUGAAAAAUCGAUUUUAUUUAGUAGAGAGAAAAAUAUUUACGAAAAUUGUUGAAUGAAGUAUAUAAAAUGCUUCAUUGAAGAAUAGAUUUUAUUGCUCUUUAAUAGUAUCUUCAAUUUUAUAAAAUAAUUUAAGCAAAGUAGCGUUUUAUUGUAGACUAAAAUUUAAAAAAUUAGAAAAAGACUAAAGAAGAGGGAGAAAUACACAAAAAUAGAAUUAAAAAUGCACGGAAAAUUUCAAUUCAACACUGUAAAUACAUCAAAGAUCUGUGUGUAAAUACAUUUAAUCUUAUCAUAAAUGUUAAAUGUAAGAAAAUUCAUUUUAGUUAAAGAAAAAUUGUUACCAUUUCACAUUAUUCUGUAUUAUGGAAAAUAAAAACUAUUUCUAUCAUGAAA
Messenger RNA from Leptopilina heterotoma, 2028 nucleotides. RefSeq names its product outer mitochondrial transmembrane helix translocase (gene nmd). NCBI's taxonomy places the organism in Eukaryota, Metazoa, Arthropoda, Insecta, Hymenoptera, Figitidae. Gene Ontology annotation, molecular function: ATP binding; ATP hydrolysis activity. The transcript is spliced from 6 exons. The coding region runs from base 149 to 1285 and encodes 378 amino acids. The record is from RefSeq and is a predicted model, not a curated record. Gene Ontology annotation, cellular component: mitochondrial outer membrane.